CAUCUUUCAUGGGGAUCAUUGUAUAAUAAUCAUAAUAAUAAUAUACACAUGACCAAAAAUAAAUGUUUCAACUAUCACUCUUUCAGUGAUGUAGAAAAGUUCCCUGUAUUUCUGCCCAUUUCUAUACAUAUGGUAUGUAUGUAAGUUUGUAUCGUUUUGUUUUCGCCUCUCAAGCAUUUCGUUCAAUUCAGCGUUUGUCAUAUAAUAUCCAUCAACACAUAUUAAACUACACUUUAUAAAGGGUUAUAAAACCAAAAUAUUGUAUAUUUAUGGAAGAAACUUUCGUUCCUUUUCGUGGAAUUACUAAUGAUCUCAGAGGAAGAUUAUUGUGCUACAAGCAAGAUUGGACUAGUGGCAUCCGGGCUGGUAUCAGGAUUCUAGCUCCAACAACAUAUAUAUUCUUUGCAUCAGCAAUUCCGGUUAUAUCUUUUGGAGAGCAACUAGAAAGAGAUACUGAGGGAAGUCUAACCGCGGUGCAAACUCUAGCCUCAACGGCACUAUGUGGUAUCAUCCACUCUAUAGUUGGAGGGCAGCCACUUCUUAUAUUAGGUGUUGCCGAACCAACUGUGUUAAUGUACACUUUUAUGUUUAAGUUUGCGAAAGAUCAAAAGGACAUAGGGAAACCUCUUUUCUUAGCCUGGACUGGAUGGGUCUGUGUUUGGACGGCAUUUCUGCUGGUUUUGCUGUCUAUUUUGGGCGCCUGCUCUAUCAUCAAUAGAUUCACACGUAUAGCUGGUGAAUUAUUCGGUCUUCUAAUUGCAAUGCUCUUCAUGCAGCAAGCUAUCAAAGGAGUCGUAGAGGAGUUUGGUACACCCAAAAGUCAAAAUCCCAAUGAGACUGCAUUUCAACCAUCAUGGCGUUUUGCAAAUGGAAUGUUUGCACUUGUUCUGUCCUUUGGCCUUCUCCUUACCUCUUUAAAAAGCCGUAAAGCAAGGUCUUGGCGUUAUGGAACAGGGUGGCUAAGGGGAUUUAUUGCUGAUUAUGGUGUCCCUCUUAUGGUGGUUGUUUGGACCGGUGUCUCAUACAUACCAACUAAAAGUGUCCCAGAAGGGUUACCGAGGCGUCUUUACAGUCCGAAUCCAUGGUCUCCUGGUGCUUAUACAAACUGGACUGUUGCAAAGGAUAUGUUAAACGUCCCACUUGUCUAUAUUAUUGGAGCGGUUGUUCCAGCUACCAUGAUUGCGGUGCUUUAUUAUUUUGACCACAGUGUCGCAUCUCAACUUGCACAACAAAAUGAGUUCAAUUUAAAGAAACCACCUUCAUAUCAUUAUGACCUUCUUCUUUUAGGUUUUUUAACGUUACUAUGUGGACUAAUUGGCAUUCCUCCAGCCAAUGGAGUUAUUCCACAAUCUCCUAUGCACACAAAGAGUUUAGCCACCCUGAAACAUCAGCUACUACGAAAUAAACUUGUAUCUACAGCUCGGAAAAGCAUACGUGAAAACUCAAACUUGGGAGAACUAUAUCGGAAUAUGCAACAUGCAUACAAUGAAAUGCAGACUCCGCUUGUUUAUCAGAAUCCAUCAUCUAUGGGACUCAAAGAGUUAAAGGAAUCAACAAUACAACAAGCCUCUAGUGGUGGCUAUAUUGAUGCACCUGUUGAUGAAACUGUGUUUGACGUGAACAAGGAUGUUGAUGAUUUAUUGAACGUUGAAGUGAAGGAGCAACGUUUGAGCAAUUUGCUACAAGCAUUAAUGGUUGGUGGUUGUGUUGCUGCCAUGCCAGUUCUUAAGAAGAUCCCCACUUCUGUUCUUUGGGGCUACUUCGCUUUUAUGGCGAUUGAAAGCUUGCCUGGUAAUCAGUUUUGGGAGCGGAUAUUAUUACUUUUCACUGCUCCAAGUCGAAGAUACAAGGUCUUGGAAGAAAAUCAUGCUACCUUUGUUGAAACUGUGCCUUUUAAGACAGUUGCCUUUUUCACGUUGUUUCAAACGGUUUACUUGCUUGCUUGUUUUGGCAUAACCUGGAUCCCCAUUGCUGGUGUUCUUUUCCCACUCUUGAUCAUGCUGCUUGUUCCUGCACGGCAGUAUAUGCUUCCCAAACUUUUUAAAGGUGCUCAUCUUCAAGACUUGGAUGCUGCCGAAUACGAAGAAGCUCCUGCCACAUCAUACAAUAUGGCCUUUGGUGAAGAAGAUGUUCAUUCGAGAACAUCCCAAGUUGAUAGCGGGGAAGUUCUUGAUGGAAUUAUAACAAGAAGCCGAGGAGAGAUCCGCCAUACAAGCAGUCCAAAAAUAACAAGUUCAACCCAAACUCCACGAGAAAUGCAGCCCUCAUAUAGUCCACGUUUGUCUCAACGUUCUUAUAGCCCACGUUUGCACGAGUUAAGGAUCGAUAAAAGCCCGAGAUCUCCUGGAAAAGGGCUAGAAAUCAAGCAAACUCCAAGCCCUGGUCCAUCAAAUCUUGGUGAAACCAGCAAAGGUUCUUCCUCCUAAAACUUUUACCAUGUGAAUGAUGCUUGAGAGGUUUCUUUCUUGCUUUGUGAUUUAAGGGUAAUUUUAUGCUUUUUAUGUUUCAUUUGUAAUAUUCUGUCAGCUGUUGAGUUUGUUUCUAUCAUGUUUGCAUUCUGUUGUAUGUGUGUAUAGUAUGGGCAGAAAACAACUAAUCAAAUUUAUUAUAAAUAAAUGGUUUUCUUAACUAGUUCA
This is a messenger RNA of Erigeron canadensis, 2636 nucleotides long. RefSeq names its product probable boron transporter 2. Gene Ontology annotation, cellular component: plasma membrane. Gene Ontology annotation, molecular function: solute:inorganic anion antiporter activity. The coding region runs from base 270 to 2426 and encodes 718 amino acids. The transcript has 12 exons. The record is from RefSeq and is a predicted model, not a curated record. Gene Ontology annotation, biological process: monoatomic ion homeostasis; transmembrane transport; monoatomic anion transport. NCBI's taxonomy places the organism in Eukaryota, Viridiplantae, Streptophyta, Magnoliopsida, Asterales, Asteraceae.